Messenger RNA from Alnus glutinosa, 3202 nucleotides. RefSeq names its product glutamate receptor 2.7-like. Gene Ontology annotation, cellular component: plasma membrane. Gene Ontology annotation, biological process: G protein-coupled receptor signaling pathway. Lineage: Eukaryota; Viridiplantae; Streptophyta; Magnoliopsida; Fagales; Betulaceae. Gene Ontology annotation, molecular function: G protein-coupled receptor activity; glutamate-gated receptor activity. The coding region runs from base 88 to 2943 and encodes 951 amino acids. The record is from RefSeq and is a predicted model, not a curated record. The transcript has 5 exons.
UUCAAGUCCUACCUCUCUUAUUUAUAUAUAAAUAAGAGUUCGUCUGACUUUAGGCCAUCCAAGCUUCCAAGAUAUUCAAACAUAAUCAUGAACAUCAAUACCAGAUUCUAUUUUUCUCUUUUCCUCUUCAUUAUUAUUUCUGAAAGCUUCUUUUUGGCCAAGGGACAAAACACGACGGUCCCGGUUAACGUUGGUGUGGUUCUUGACUUGGAUACAUGGAAUGGGAAGAUGGGGUGGAGUUGCAUCAACAUGGCUCUUUCAGACUUCUAUGCCUCUCAUUCUUACUACAAAACUAGGCUGAGACUUACCGCCAGGGACUCCAAAAGCGAUGUUGUUGGAGCAGCUGCUGCAGCUCUAUACCUGAUAAAAAAUGCAGAAGCGCAAGCUAUCAUAGGGCCACAAAACUCUAUGCAGGCCAACUUUGUCAUCGAUCUAGGGGAGAAAGCUCAAGUGCCCAUUAUAUCAUUCUCAGCAACAAGCUCUUCUCUUACUUCCCUUCGAAGUCCGUACUUUUUUCGAGUCGCUCAAAAUGACUCAUCUCAAGUGAAAGCUAUAAGUGCAAUUAUUCAAGCUUUUGGAUGGAGAGAAGUUGUGACAAUCUAUGUAGACAAUAGUUACGGGGAAGGUAUAAUACCUGACUUGAUUGAUUCCUUGCAAGAGAUUGACGCCCGUAUCCCAUAUCGAAGUGUCAUUCCUACAUCGGCCACAGAAGACCAAAUUGGUCAAGAACUUUACAAGUUGAUGACAAUGCAAACAAGAGUCUUCAUUGUGCACAUGCCACACAAUCUUAGUGCUCGGCUUUUCACCAAGGCAAAAGAAAUUGGAAUGAUGAGAGAAGGUUAUGUUUGGAUCAUUACCAAAGGGAUAGCCAACUCAUUUACUUCCAUAGAACCUUCAGUCAUGGACUCAAUGCAAGGGGUACUUGGUAUAAAGACUUAUGUUACAAAAACAAAAGAGCUUGAAGAUUUUACAAUUCGAUGGAAAAGAAAAUUCCGAAAAGACAAUCCAAACUUUAUUGAUGCUAAACUGGAUGUUAUUAGCUUAUGGGCUUAUGAUGCUGCUUCCGCACUAGCCAGGGCAGUUGAGAAAGCUGGGAUCACAAAUAUUGUAUUUGAAAAGACAUAUUCUUCAAGCAAUUUAACUGAUUUGGAAACUAUUGAGGUCUCUCAAAAUGGCCCGAAACUUUGUGAAGCAUUAUUGGGUGUAAGAUUUACAGGCCUUGCUGGAGAUUUCAGUCUUGUUAAUGGGCAACUACAAUCAUCAACUUUUGAGAUAAUUAAUGUGAAUGGUAAUGGAGAAAGGGGGAUUGCAUUCUGGACACCAGAAAAAGGAUUGGUAAGAAAAUUGAAUUCGAAGAAUACAAGCACAUAUUCCACUUCAAAGAACAAUCUAGGACCUAUUAUAUGGCCGGGUGAUUCAAGCUCUGUCCCCAAAGGUUGGGAGAUUCCAACAAAUGGGAAGAAGCUGCGAAUAGGAGUUCCAGUGAAGGAUGGUUUUAGUGAAUUUGUUAAGGUGACGCAUGAUCCUAGCACUAACAAAACAAAGGUCACUGGGUAUUGCAUAGAUGUCUUUAAUGCUGUAAUGGGAACAUUGCCAUACACUGUUAGCUACGAGUUCAUUCCUUUUGCAAAGCCAAAUGGUACAAGCAGCGAUACUUAUAAUGAUCUGGUCUAUCAAGUAUAUCUUAAGAACUUCGACGCUGUGGUAGGAGAUAUAACAAUUAUAGCAAACAGGUCUAAAUUUGUGGACUUCACAUUGCCAUACACGGAAUCUGGAGUAUCAAUGGUCGUGCCAGUCAAAGACAACAGGUCGAAAAACGCAUGGGUGUUCUUGAAGCCUUUAACUUGGGACCUUUGGAUGACAAGCGGUUGUUUCUUUAUCUUCAUAGGCUUUGUGGUAUGGGUUCUUGAACACAGAAUAAAUGAUGAUUUUCGCGGGCCUCCCUUGCAUCAGAUUGGGACAAGCUUAUGGUACACCUUCUCCACCAUGGUUUUUGCACAUCGGGAGACAGUGUUAAGCAACUACGCUAGGUUUGUGGUGAUUGUAUGGGUUUUUGUGGUGCUCAUACUCACUCAAAGCUAUACUGCAAGUUUAACAUCACUCUUAACUGUUCAACAGCUGCAACCAACUGUUACUGAUGUCAACCAGCUUAUUAAGAAUGGGGAGUAUGUCGGGUACCAACGAGGUUCCUUUUAUUUAGGAAUCUUAAAAGAAAUGAACUUUGACCCAAGUAAGUUUAAGGUAUAUAAUUCUAUAGAAGAAUGUGAUGACCUUUUAUCCAAAGGAAGUGCAAAUGGCGGUAUAGCUGCUGCUUUUGAUGAAAUCCCAUACAUGAAGCUUUUUCUGGGACAAUAUUGUUCAAAGUAUACCAUGGUUGGAUCCUUAUACAAAACUGAUGGCUUUGGCUUUGUCUUCCCAAGAGGUUCCCCUCUUGUUGCUGAUGUUUCAAGGGCAAUCUUGAAAGUGACUGAAGGAGAGAAAAUGAAAGAGAUUGAAAAGGCAUGGCUUGGGAAGGAAAGCAAUUGUCCAGACUCCAACACCCAGGUUUCUUCCAACAGUCUCAGCCUCGCUAGCUUUUGGGGCCUAUUCCUCAUUACUGGUGUUGCUUCCACAUCAGCCCUCAUCAUCUCCGUGUGCAUGUUCCUUUACAAGGAGAGGCGGCAAAUCUUGAUGCGUUUUGAUAAUUCAAAAGUUUCAUUAAAGAGAAGAAUUGGGCAUACAUUGAGAAUCUUUGACAAAAAAGACCUCACCUCGCAUACUUUCAGAAAGAGAGCAAUUGAAGACAAAAGUGGCAUUAAUAGUGGCACAAGUGAACCCUCACCAAAAUCUAACUGUCCCCUGAGUCCAUCAAGCCAUUCAGCACGCACAGAACCCCACUUGGUUUUCUUGGGAGAUCCAAGAACGCCUUCUAGAGAGUACGCUGAUCUUAGUCCACACAGAUAAGUGUCUUAACCAGCAGCAGCAAUUGAGCUAAUUGUCCACCCAAAUCAAGAGGGAUCAAGAAUUCAUUUGACUAUAUCACGAAAGCCAUUAAUAUGCAUUUCCAAUCUAACAUGACAAUGACAAAUCCAUCUGAUAUCAUAAUUUCAUUUAAGGGUAGUAUUCUUUGCAUAGUUAAGGACUAAAUUCGUUCAUCAAUGUGGUUUUUAAACGUAUUAAUUGUAAGUAAUUGUAGCUCCAAGAAGUAAUUGUAUCUUCGACU